AAUCAGGAAAUGAGUUUCAGUUUUUGAGUGUGAAAAUCAGAGAAUGUCCAUGGCGUCUAGGGAAGCGAAGGAAGAAAGGGCGGAGGCCGCCGCGAGGCUAGCGUUGGAGGAACUUAGAGAUGUCAAUAGGGAGAGAGAAUAUGGAGGCACAACCGUCUAUAAGGAGCAAAUGGAUGCCCAUCUGCAACAAGAAGAGAUACCGGGUGUUAUUGGGUCUGCGUUGAGGGCUGUUCAGGGCACAUACGAGCAUGCUAAGCAAGCUGUUGUCGGAAAAAGCCAUGACACAGUGGAUGCUACGAGGGAGACUAAAGAUGCAACGGCUGAAAAGGCUAAGGAAUACACCGACUAUGCCAAAGAGAAAGCGCGGCAAACCAGGCUUCCGAGAAGGCUAAGGAGACGAAAGAUACCACCGCGGGAAAGGCCAAGGAGUAUGCUGACUCUGCCACUCAGAAAACCAAAGAGUAUGCAAAUCAAGGGGCUUAGAAGGCCAAGGAGACAAAAGAUGCUGCAGCGGGAAAGGCUAAGAAAGGCAGGGGAGUAUAAGGACCAUGCAGCAGAGAAAUCUAAGGAGGCGAACGAUGCUACCGUGGGGAAGGCUGAGGAGUAUAAGGAUUACACGGCGGAGAAAGCAAGGGAAGGGAAGGAUAAUGCUGCUGGUAAGUUCGGAGAGUUGAAAGACUCUACUGCUGAUGCUGCUAGCAAGGCUAAGGAUUUCUUCUCCGGAAAGAAAGAGGAAGCAAAGCAGAAGACAGCAGAGACCGGCAAAGCCACAAAGGAGAAGUUGGAAAAAGCAGGGGAAGCAGCUAAACGGAAAAUGGAAGAAAUGAGGAUGAGGGGAGAGGAGGACACUAGUCCUCGAGGUUUAAGGGAAAGAGAGAAGGUUGUGAUUAAUUUGGAAGAUGCACGGCCAGGAGCGGUGCCGGCCACCUUUAAGACGGCUGAUCAGAUGACAAGGCAAACUUUUAAAGAUGUGGGACGUUUUGACGAUGAGGGCGCCGCAGUUGUGGACGGAGAGCGUGAGCGUUAAGGCUAAGUGUGAGUAUACGUAACAAAAUUAUUAAUACCAUUUUAUACCGGUUGAUACGGUCGGUAGUACUAAUUUUUGUAUUAGUAAAAAAUGAUAUAAAAUUAAAUUUUGUUU
Messenger RNA from Rubroshorea leprosula, 1141 nucleotides. The record is from the annotation of a GenBank genome assembly. Lineage: Eukaryota; Viridiplantae; Streptophyta; Magnoliopsida; Malvales; Dipterocarpaceae.